CGCCGGAGAGGAUGCCACCUGCUGGUGAGGGACCCCAGCUUGCACGGUGGGCGCAACGGAGACGUGGAGCCUGGAUGUGCGGCGAACAAGAAUUCGAGCAGUUUUCCGAGUGGCUGGGUUGCCGCUGUCCCUGGAGGGCCGCCACCUCCACAGGCCGUGCCUGCAGACCCUGUGCCCCGCGCGCCGCUGCGGACGCAUUGGUUCCCGCCGGGGCAACGGACCUCCGCUCGGCUCCGCGGCCCGCCCUGCCCUCCGCAGGCAGCGCGCUCCGAGGUCUAAGACUCCGCUCCUCUCCAUCAGGUGGAGCCGCCCGCGCCUCGCCGCCUCCCGCCCGCCCUCCUCGCCGGCGAGCUGCUCGCAGGCACCUUGCAGCGCCAGGAGGUUAACCGAGCCCCCGGAGGAGCUUCGGUGAAAGGAGCCCUUCUGUCACUCGUCACUCGCCCGCCGUGGGAGGAGCCCGCCGGAGGAAGCUGUGUGCCUGGGACGCCGCGAGCCAGAGAAUAGAUCCGCUCGGGAGGGGACGUGGCUGGCCAUCCCGGCUUCCCGAGGCGGCUAGACACAGGCAACUUGUCUGGCUGGCUGCCGCUCCCGGAGGCACAAAGAGCCCGAGGCCACCCGGCGGGACCGACGGACAGACAGAUGGUUGGCGCGAGCCGGAGAGGACCGCGGCGGAGGCUGAGCACAGCGAGCCGCCGAGCCGGAGAAACUAACUGCGACCCCAAGUUGCCCCGCCGGCUCUCCCUCGCUGCACGGAGCAAUGAGACCUUUCCAGCUCGAUCUGCUCUUCGUCUGCUUCUUCCUCUUCAGUCAAGAGCUUGGCCUCCAGAAGAGAGGAUGCUGCUUGGUGCUGGGCUACAUGGCCAAGGACAAGUUUCGGAGAAUGAAUGAAGGCCAAGUAUACUCCUUCAGCCAGCAGCCCCAGGACCAGGCCGUGGUGUCCGGGCAGCCGGUGACGCUGCUGUGCGCCAUCCCGGAAUAUGAUGGCUUCGUUCUCUGGAUCAAAGACGGCUUGGCUCUGGGUGUGGGCAGGGAUCUCUCAAGUUACCCACAGUACCUGGUGGUAGGGAACCACCUGUCGGGGGAACAUCACCUGAAGAUCUUGCGGGCAGAGCUGCAGGAUGAUGCUGUGUAUGAGUGCCAGGCCAUCCAGGCUGCCAUCCGGUCCCGCCCCGCACGCCUCACCGUCCUGGUGCCACCCGAUGACCCCGUCAUUCUGGGGGGGCCUGUGAUCAGCCUGCGGGCGGGGGACCCCCUCAACCUCACCUGCCACGCAGACAAUGCCAAGCCUGCAGCCUCCAUCAUCUGGUUGCGGAAGGGAGAGGUCAUCAACGGGGCCACCUACUCCAAGACCCUGCUUCGCGAUGGCAAGCGUGAGAGCAUUGUGAGCACCCUCUUCAUCUCCCCUGGGGAUGUGGAGAAUGGGCAGAGCAUCGUGUGCCGGGCCACCAACAAAGCCAUCCCUGGAGGGAAGGAGACCUCGGUCACCAUCGACAUCCAGCAUCCUCCACUUGUCAACCUGUCGGUGGAACCACAGCCAGUUCUGGAGGACAACGUCGUCACGUUCCACUGCUCUGCAAAGGCCAACCCAGCUGUCACCCAAUACAGGUGGGCCAAGCGGGGUCAGAUCAUCAAGGAAGCAUCUGGAGAAGUGUAUCGGACCACGGUGGACUACACCUACUUCUCAGAGCCUAUCUCCUGUGAGGUGACCAACGCCCUGGGCAGCACCAAUAUCAGCCGCACAGUCGACGUCUACUUUGGGCCUAGGAUGACCACGGAGCCCCAGUCGCUGCUCGUGGAUCUGGGCUCGGAUGCCAUCUUCAACUGCGCCUGGACAGGCAACCCGUCCCUGACCAUCGUCUGGAUGAAGCGGGGCUCUGGCGUGGUCCUGAGCAAUGAAAAGAUCCUGACCCUCAAAACCGUCCGCCAGGAGGAUGCUGGGAAGUAUGUGUGCCGAGCCGUGGUGCCCCGGGUGGGAGCCGGGGAGCGAGAGGUGACCCUCACUGUCAAUGGGCCGCCCAUCAUCUCCAGCACCCAGACCCAGCAUGCUCUCCACGGGGAGAAGGGCCAGAUCAAGUGCUUCAUCCGGAGCACGCCGCCACCCGACCGAAUCGCCUGGUCCUGGAAAGAGAAUGUGUUGGAAUCAGGGACAUCGGGGCGCUACACGGUGGAGACGGUCAGCACCGAGGAAGGGGUCAUCUCCACCCUGACCAUCAGCAACAUUGUGCGAGCUGACUUCCAGACCAUCUAUAACUGCACCGCCUGGAACAGUUUCGGCUCUGACACGGAGAUCAUCCGGCUCAAAGAGCAAGGUUCGGAAAUGAAGUCGGGAGCCGGGCUGGAAGCAGAGUCUGUGCCGAUGGCUGUCAUCAUUGGGGUGGCCGUAGGAGCUGGUGUGGCCUUCCUCGUCCUUAUGGCAACCAUUGUGGCCUUCUGCUGCGCCCGCUCCCAGAGAAAUCUUAAAGGUGUUGUGUCAGCUAAGAAUGACAUCCGAGUGGAGAUUGUCCACAAGGAGCCUGCCUCAGGUCGGGAGGCCGAGGAACACCCCACCAUCAAGCAGCUGAUGAUGGACCGUGGUGAGUUCCAACAGGACUCAGUACUGAAGCAGCUGGAGGUGCUCAAAGAAGAGGAGAAGGAGUUUCAGAACCUGAAGGACCCCACCAAUGGCUAUUACAGCGUCAACACUUUCAAAGAGCACCACUCGACCCCCACCAUCUCGCUAUCCAGCUGUCAGCCGGACCUGCGCCCCACAGGCAAGCAGCGAGUGCCCACGGGCAUGUCCUUCACCAACAUCUACAGCACCCUGAGCGGCCAGGGCCGCCUCUACGACUACGGACAGAGGUUCGUGCUGGGCAUGGGCAGCUCGUCCAUCGAGCUCUGUGAGCGGGAGUUCCAGAGAGGCUCCCUCAGCGACAGCAGCUCCUUCCUGGACACACAGUGUGACAGCAGCGUCAGCAGCAGUGGCAAGCAGGAUGGCUACGUGCAGUUCGACAAAGCCAGCAAGGCCUCCGCCUCCUCUUCCCACCACUCCCAGUCCUCUUCCCAGAACUCCGACCCCAGCCGGCCCCUGCAGCGGCGGAUGCAGACUCACGUCUGAGGAUACCAAACUGUGGGUGGGGAGUGCUGGGGAAGGGGCUGCGGCACAGUCUGGCUCUCCAGAGACCGUGGGUACUUGGCAGAGGACCCCAGAAGUGGCUGCCUCCAGGACAGCCCCCCGAGUGCCUCUGCCACCACCCUCCUCCAAAGCCCUGAUCAAGCACAAGUCUGGGUCCCAGCCGCAGUGUGCCGGCAGGAUGCAGGAGGGGAAGUGGUCAGAGGAUGCAGCGGAGCAUGCUGAGCUCAGCCCUGGACGCUCUGGUUCCAGCGCUUUCCUGGACGCCGUUCAGCUCUCUGCUCCUCCCACAGGCGCUAGAGGCAGCUACAAGUUUGCUUUAAUGAAACUGCCAUCCGCUCUCCGUGAGCUCUCCCCCUUGCUGCCCAUAAGCCCUACCCCUGUGCCUGUGGCCCUCUCCAGCCUGGGCAGGAGUUGGGGAAGCACUUCCCAGCACCGAGCUCCCCAGAGACCCAGAGCCCCCCCUGCUCAGAGCCCAGACCCUGAAGGGCAAGAAGCCAGAAAUGGCCCUGGCCCUAGAGCCUCUCCCACAACACUGGCCAUGCGCCCACCCCCUAAUUUGUUUGGUGUUUUGUGUCCAUGCUCUUGCAGUUCUAUCCUUGGACUUGAUGCUUCGAACUCUGAGGUGGGACUGGCCCAAACACACUGUUCUUGGAGGGGCUUGGAGGGAGGGGAAGUGUGAGCACUUGGGGGAUACCUUGCCCACCAGGCUCCUCUCCAGGCUGUGCUGUUCAGAGUCCCCCACCCAGCCCUACUUCGUGUACUCCCCUCUGCCCCUACAGCACAGCCGCAGCUAAUACAGGAAGUGAGAGAGCUUCUCUGGACAGGGAUCUUUUAACAGUCACUGGAGAGUUUCCUGGACUGGGUACGGCUUGAGGGGCCUAGAGGGCAGGUCACUGAGAUGAUGAGACUCAUGUUCACAGCUGAUGAAGCUCCAGGGGCCUAGAUUUGCAAAAGGGACAAUAGUCCUGUCUUCAGUGACUCCACAGGCAAGAUCCACCUCCCCCUGACAUCCACCUGAGAAUAAAUUUGUUGGACUUAUCCAACAAAUCCGUUCUGUCCUUUUGUUCCUGCACAGCCCAGGAAGAACUCAAGAACUCAGAGAGUACAUUGAGGACCCAACGUUCAUUGCCCUUCCUUAGUUCAGUGUUCCUAGAUGAUUAGGGUAGCUGAAGGCUGUGGCUGUGGGGCAUCAGCACCCAGGGAGAGCCCUGUCCUUGCAGACGCGCCCAACCCAGAGUGCAUGCAAACGCCAGGCUCACCCAACACCUGACUCAUGCCAAAUAACAGCUCAGAGGCCAAGUGGUCAUGCUUGGCAUGAAAGGGGUCAUUCUAGGCCUUUCAGCAAUAUUCUGCAAGGGAAGUUCCCUUCGGGGUUCAGGGCAGGAGGCCCUCUUCAAAGAGCCUAUGCCACCAAACACCCUAAUACUCUGGGACUCAAAGAAUACUCUAAGAAUGGCCUUGUUUGGGUGGGAAGCUUGACAUGGUGAUGGUAGACCAGAUGGGGCAAGUCUAAGUGCUAGUUCAGGGGACAGGGUUUAAAUGGAAUUUUGGAAAACCCAAAUUGUCUGUAAGGUUGGAAGUCCCUCCUAAGAUUUAGACCCUUCUUCUCCAGCCUUACCUGGUAGUCCUUACCCCUGUUGGAACCUUCACGUCAAAAGUGUGUGUUCUUUUCACACAUUGUUGUCUGGGAUGGCCCCAACCACAGAUUCUGUACAUAGCCUUCAAAAUGCCUUCACCCAGUGGAGUUCUGCUUCCACCAUAUUUCCUAUUGCUUCAAAAUUCCCCAGUUCCUUUGCUGCCCCCAAGCCUGAGGUAGUAAAAACUGUUAAGAAAUGUUAAGUGUGUAUCCCAGUUCAGAUUGUGCUCCGAGUCCCAUUCUGGCCUGGCACAGAUGUCAGGAUAUUGGUCCCUGUGCACCCUACCUUAACCUUGAAAACCUUCUUCCUUUCCAUAUAUGUUUUGCCUUUGCCAACAGGAAACAAGGAUCUAAGACCAGCUGCCAGCUGCCUUGGCAUACUAGAAGAAAGACAAGGAUGACUUCAGGGGAUUUGUCCCCUAAUUGCAUCUUCACCACCUCCUAAUCCUCACCACUGCCUACUUUGCCCCUUGCCCCUGUCUCUCUCACACACACACACACACACACACACACACACAGCUCUUACAAUCGGUGGAGGUGCCCAUUCUUUUCUGGGGCCCAAGGUUAUGACAGAAUAACCAGAAGAAUAGGGCAUGAGUCUGUUCUCUCAUAGGAUAGAAUGAGCUCCUCUCCCUCUGUCACUCCAGGCACUCCCAGGGGAGGAAUGCAGACUCUCAGGCAAGAUGAGCACAGAGGACAGGAGCUGGCAGCCCGGACUCAGCCAUGUAGUCUCAGUCCCCAGCCCCCUGAGCUCUUCCAAUGCACAAAUUCAGCAAAGAACUGCUGAAGGGAUAGGAAGUCCAAGUAAGGCCUAGGUGAAAGAGGAGAAUGUCGAGGGAAAAGAAUAGCAAUAUCCAGGGGCUUCUGGGAAGCUGAGGCAUUGAGGAGGAGACCAGGCUGAGCUACAUAUACCCCUCAGGUGUCUCCAGCCCUACUUACUUCUUGCAAAGGAGUAAGAAAGCUGGUAAACAGAGGUGUUAGGAAAAAAAUAAAUAAAGAAGGCAGUGGGAAGCCCUGAAUCCCCCCAUAGAUGAUCUCAAAUUAACUUUUUAUUUGUAAUCUUUUUUUAAUCCUGACCAUUCCACAAAGCAUCACCAUUUUAUGGACCAGGGAAUGAGGCCUAAAGAAGCCAAAAGACUUGCCCAAGGCACAGAGCUAACAAGUGGCAAACAUGAGAUCUAAACACACAUGGUUCCCACUGUAAAAUGUUUCCAUCCUACAGUGCAAGCUCAAGGCCACUUUCAUCCUAGAAUAGGAUGGUCGUUUUCAAGGCCAUCUGCUAGUACCCAAUCUGGGGCAGGCUGAGCAGGGAUAGGCCACAGCUCCUUUAGGGAGGCAGGACUAGCAUUCUCCCACUCAAGUCCCCAGAUGACCUGCAAAGACCACAACUCCUUGGGAAACAAAGCCAUUCUGUGUAUCAAAUCACCCCCACUCCUAGCAAGGCCAGUAUCCAGCUUUCUGAUAGCUUUAAAAUUCAUUAUUGGCUCCAAGUCACUGGAUGGGAGCCCACUUGCUCAUUCCCAGGCUCGCUAUCAGUCUGGAAAGGCCGGGGUUAUUUCCACCACCUCUUCAACUUCCAUGGAAUAGGAAAUGCUAUCACGUGAAGAGCUAGAAUGCCACAUCAAAUCCAUUUCUGAUGGAGCCUUUUGAAACAAGUGCUAUAAAGUAAUAGGGCUUUGAAGCUGCCUUUGAACUUGUGGAGCGGAGAGGACCUGGGGAAAUGAAAACGAACAUGCUGAAGUCCUUGGGAGAUUUCUCAGAACAGGAGAAAAGGAGCCAACAGGAACCCCAUUCCUCACUUCCUGUAUGGGAAGCAUACUUGCAGCGUGUGGUGUUCGUUAUUAUGGCAUCAGAAUUGAAAUUGCAAGGCACCCAAGCUCGAUUAGCUCUUCCCAAGUAUCACGUACGCGGUUUAUGACGGCACCAGAAAAAGACAAAGGGGAGUCCUGUGAUUAGUUUCUUCUCUAGGAAGUUUCCCUACAAAAUAAGCUCUUUAUUAAAAUAAAGGUAUAAAUAUUUGAAUAAAAACUCUUAGUUUGUGUAUUAGAUUUUUGUUUGAAAUACCACUUUGUUGCCUCUUAAAAGAAACAAACUUUUAGACAUAGGCCGACGACAUCUCGACUAAAUCUUAAAGUUUACCUCCCCUUUUAAGCAGUCUUCUAAAAGCCUCUUACCGAAGAUGUUUUAGGAGUUGUAAACAUAUACAAGCCACUUUCAGUUUUAGCAUCCAAGCUACAGCGAUCUUUGAGAAUCACUGAAGAAGAGCUGUCACUCUGCUAGCUAUGUCUCAUCCCCAGUGAGGCUCCAAUCAUGUUUUCCCCAACCCUGUGUUUCAGUCUUUCUAACUCGGUCAUCAACUGGGAAAAAUGAGAAAGUCUUGAGUGACUUGUCUUUCUAAAAAUAAGGACAUGUUUUCCUGGAUGAAUGCGUUUUAUUGCAGGAAGCCAUGCAUUCUUCUCUGUCUUCUUCCUGGGUCCGUCUCUGCCUGCUCUCUAACGUUAGGCUAGGUCUUGAAAUACACUGAAAGCAUUCAUUACUACAGGCACAGUAGUUCUAUCCUUCCACAGCCCUCAUCUUUAAAAGGCCUUUUGUGAACAUACACCAUUCACAAGAUACAUUGCUGAAUUGUGGUCUACAUCCCUGGUACCAUUCCAUGUUCCCAAAGCGUCUCUCUGGGACAAUCCACCCAGGCCACCCACAGGGCUGGGACAUCCUCAGCCCCUGGGUGGAACGCUCCCUUGAACUCACUCACUGAUCAGAAAGCCCCAUCUAUGCAGAGGCAUCUCCUUCCGCUGCUUCAUAACCUAUGGCCCUUGGAAAUAUCUUGGAAUGCUGUGAGAACAUUCAAAUAAUGCUCCUUUGUAACUAUCUUCUUUGUGGUGAAUCUAAAAUACUAGUGCUCAAAGACAAGGUAAAUGAAGUCUCAGGAAACAUGUCUUCUACGGGAGAAUUUGGGUCUUAAGUAAGUGGAGCAUCUCUGACAUCCAUUCCCAAUUAUGCAAGGAGAAAAGUGCUACUCAGGAUAGGAACUGAUAUUGGGAUUCAUCCUUCUCAAAGUCACCAUCAAUUAGGCAAAGACAAGUCCAGGUGGAUUACCUUAAAUACACCUCCUUCACCACCUUUCUAAGGAAAGUAAGGGCAGAAUUUUCAGAUAAGAAACUAUCUGACUUAUAUUAAGUUUCUCUAGUUCUCCUGCCAUGCAGGGCUACAUCAGUGGAACAUAAAUCCACAGAGAAAAAGAACAGAAAUGGAGAGAACCUACCAGACUCUAACUUCUACUUUCAUGGGAUUUUUCCUCAGGAGAGAAAUGCGUUUUUAAGCAAGAGAUGCUUCUUAAGUGUUAAAGUUGGUGAUGUAUGUAAAUGGUGUUUUAGGAAGCCUCAGAAUAAUAGAUGGUUCUGGAAUAGCUUAGUUCAAUAAUUCCAACUUCAGUCCCCUAGGGUGAUUUCAACAUCUGAGCCCUCUCUUACUCCCUCCGCCCAACUCCACCCUCCCAGUCUUGCAAGAUUCUCAAAAGAAAGCUGUGCCUCUGUUGAGGGGUUGGGUGUACUUUAAGUUGGUCUUCCAAACUUGUAACCUGCCCCACAAAUUUCAUUUUUCCCUAAAAACUUUUUUGUCAAAUCCUCUGUGUUAACUUUGCUGGACGGACUGUGGUCCUGCUCUCUGCAAUACCUUUACAUGAAGAAACAGAGUCUUCCAAUGCACGUGGGCUCCUGCCAAAUCUGACAUCUAAUGAAACUCAAGGUUCAUCUCCCCGAUCAUUUCUCCAGCACAGAAUCCCCAAGAUCCCUAACAAGAGAGGUAAACUUGAGGAGAAAGAACUGGACAGGGAAACAGCUAUAACUAGACACACACAUAACAUAAAUCCCUCCUAAACUUUUAAGCUGGAAGGACUUCCUGGAACCAUGUCUGGAACAGAACCAUGGGAAUGCUCAAAACGAACAAAUAGUCUUCCGAAGCUAUAAUUAAGACAUCAAAAAAGUUAAAGGGCUUAGAGGGGAACUGACCAACUCUGAGCUUGUACUUUUCAACCUUAAUUUAGGAAUUUACUGUGGUAUGCUGCAUGCCAUCAAAAUGGAUAAUGUCGCUCAAGAAACCACUUUCUCCAAAACCCCUAAAGGCGUGACUUCAACAUGAAAACCACUGCCAGGGAGCAGUCUGAACUCAUUGUUCAUUGUUUGAUUGUGCAAAGCCUGCAUCUGAGUCAUUCUCCUGAUGUCUCACCAACCCCUACUUAGUUUGUAGGUGAUUUAAAGACAAAGACCUUUCUGUAACCAGUCAUGCUACUCAGUACCUGGGCAAAUAUUUGGUCCUCCAGAUAUACCUCACCUGCAUUUCCAGUAUUUUCCGUUAUUCAAGGCGGUUUUCCAACCUAAUAUUUAUAUCAUACUUUACAGUCUACACAAAGUUUUUACAAUCAUAUUCCCAUUAGAUCCUUUCAACCUCAUUGUGAGAUAGGCAUGCAUAAAUCACUAUUUACAGGUGGAGGAGCAGAGGUUCACUGGUCUAAUUACAUGACAGAGCAUCCCCAGGAGUAAAACCCACGACCCAACCGUGCGUAUUUUGGGGCACUACACCUCGGUGCCUCAGAGAUAGAACUGUUUCCAAGCUCAGA
Molecule: messenger RNA, 9363 nt
Organism: Manis javanica (Malayan pangolin)
Lineage: Eukaryota; Metazoa; Chordata; Mammalia; Pholidota; Manidae
Gene: KIRREL3
Product: kirre like nephrin family adhesion molecule 3
Biological process (GO): cell-cell adhesion; synapse assembly
Cellular component (GO): plasma membrane; cell-cell junction
Molecular function (GO): cell adhesion molecule binding
Source: RefSeq, a predicted model, not a curated record